Acanthosepion pharaonis is the source of this 531-nucleotide messenger RNA. Lineage: Eukaryota; Metazoa; Mollusca; Cephalopoda; Sepiida; Sepiidae. The record is from the annotation of a GenBank genome assembly.
AUGCUUCUACUCAUUUCUUUUCUUCUUUUCACCUUCUAUUUUUCUUCAUCUCUUCUGUCUCUUUACACUUCUUCCUCUUUCUCUUUAACAUGUAUUUUUUCUUCCUCUCUUUGUCCCAUUCAUCAUUAUUCCAUCUCCAAUCCUUUUUAUCUUACUCUCUUCAUCCCCAUCUGUUUCUGCAUACUUUCCUCCUCUUCAUCAUUCUCUUCAUCUCACAUCACUUCUACCUGUUUUGCAUCUGUUUAUCUGCCUCUCCUUCAUUUCUUCACACUUUCCUUUUCCUCUUCUAUUUCUUAUCUUCCUCUAUUCAUCCUCUUCAUUCCAACUUUCUUCUCUUCAUUUCUUUCUUAUCUUCAUCUGCUAUAUAUUUCCCCCCCUACCUGCUCUUCCUCCUUUUCAUCUAUCUUCUCCCCUUUAUCCCUUCCUUUAUAUCUUACCUCUUCUCUAUCUAUUCACCUCAAUUUUCUCCUAUUCUUCUCUUUCUUAUUUUCUAUCUUCCUCUCUUCUUCCAAUUCUCUAUCCCUUCUUUAA